AUGCUGAAUAAGGCCAUGCCUGAGGUUUACCGAGACAGUGCCUUGGUCGUCAAGAAGGAAACCGUAUCGGUUUUGUUACUGAUAAUUAAGAAGAAAUGGGUGAUGGGGAGCUUUCGAUGUAGCGUCAUUCCUUCAAUUGGAGAAUUGAUCAUGAUUGAUUGGAGGAGUACUGAAAGUCGUGAUACUAUCGAUAUUUGCCGUUGGAACUGUUAUAGUGAAGAAAUGGGAGGAUUUGUUGUAAGUGAAUCAACCGAAGCUGGAGCCAAGUGUGCCAUCGCGUACAGCUGGAUACGGUUAGCUGCCUUCGUGCAACGUAUGCGUCCCGAUGCGAAUGGUGCAACCUCUACAGCAUCUGCAGCGAUCCCAUUUACUAUGGCUGCUUUCAUAGUCCGCCGGCGUGCGUGCCGGCGUGCCGGCGUGCCAGCCGAGGCAGUGCUGGAGGGAGGAGUGAGGCAGACGUUCACUGGAAUGUUCUAUACCAUGGGCAGGAUCAUAUACGGUGUAGUAGCGCUAGAAAAUCCAUCAAUUUUCAACAAUGUCAUCGGAGUAGUUCAGGAUACGGCCAAUGUGCUGGACAGGAACUAUAUUGAUGUUUCAAUAAUAAUGAAAUCUCGUCAUAAUCGUCAUCAAGAUUCACUUACGGCUGACAAGAUUCUUUUCAGGCAAAUUGAAACCACUGUAUCAUUCGAUGAAGAUUAUGAUGGUUGUCAUUGGACUCUCAUCAGUGUGGACGAAUAUCUAAAAAAGGGAGUCAGCGAGAUAGAACUAGCUGUUGAGUAUAUUGGUUGUACGGAUGAACACGGAUGUAUUCUCGUGUGGAGCGAUCAGUUGGAAUUUGUAGUCGACAACGAAAGGCUUUUUGAAGAUCGUGGUUCGUUUGUAAAAAUCGAGCUUUUGUUUCCUGUAUAA
Haemonchus placei is the source of this 909-nucleotide messenger RNA. NCBI's taxonomy places the organism in Eukaryota, Metazoa, Nematoda, Chromadorea, Rhabditida, Trichostrongylidae. The record is from the annotation of a GenBank genome assembly.